Molecule: messenger RNA, 951 nt
Organism: Penicillium olsonii
Lineage: Eukaryota; Fungi; Ascomycota; Eurotiomycetes; Eurotiales; Aspergillaceae
Source: the annotation of a GenBank genome assembly
AUGCGCUUGCCUCUACGACAUGGCCUUGUCGCCGGAUCUGCAUUUAAAUUGAAUGCUCGUUUCUUCUCCAGCUCUAGGAUCUAUAAUGAAUUGACUCCCUUCACACGUCGGCUCUUCCAGCUACCUUCUCCUCCGUCUCCGCCCUCGCUACAGCACAAUGAUUUGGCGACGUUCCUCUCUUAUGCAAAGCACAUUGCUCUUCCAGAGACAAGUACCGUAUAUGUUGGCACACACUACGAAUACACCGUUCGGGAAAACCUCCGACGCUAUGCGCUGAGCCUCAAUCGUGUUGGCGGGCGUGACGAUGCGGGCAUCGAUCUCGUCGGCACUUGGCACCUACCAGAGCGGGAGCGGGAGCGCGCUCUCCGCGUAAUCGUGCAGUGCAAAGCGCUCAAGACAAAGGUCGGCCCCAACAUCGUCCGCGAGCUAGAGGGAACCCUUCGCCAGGCACCUGUUGGGUGGCGUACAGGCCAAACGGUUGGUGUGUUGGUAAGCCCGCGGGAGGCAACGAAAGGCGUCCGAGAUACGCUGGCGCGAUCUGCAUAUCCGAUUUUCUGGAUGAUGAUCGAGCGAGAUGGAAGCUUGAAACAGGCGUUGUGGAACUCGCGUGCGGAGGAGCUUGGCAUUGGUCCUCUCGGCGUGGAAACCCGAUAUGGGACUGGAGGCGACGAGUCCGGCUCGGUUGCCAAGCAGAUUGCUCUCACCUGGGAUGGUGCUGACAUUCCCGGCAUGGACCAGGUGGAGCAUGGGUUAGCUGAGUUUGAGGAGCAAUGGGUCGAAUCUUGGGGCCUGGAUUCGCUGGACGACAAAGAGCGAUUGCUCGAUACAGCCGAGAGAGUGCUCCCGCACGAUACCUUUUCCCGACUGUCCCAUGAACUAUUGUCGGAUGCGGACCGCGCAAAGGUUAUCGAAGCUCUACGAGAACAGCAACGGCAGCCUGAGCCCCAAUGA